Molecule: messenger RNA, 3166 nt
Organism: Xiphophorus maculatus (southern platyfish)
Lineage: Eukaryota; Metazoa; Chordata; Actinopteri; Cyprinodontiformes; Poeciliidae
Gene: slc35f6
Product: solute carrier family 35 member F6
Exons: 6
Coding region: 112-1248 (378 amino acids)
Biological process (GO): transmembrane transport
Cellular component (GO): membrane; intracellular membrane-bounded organelle
Molecular function (GO): transmembrane transporter activity
Source: RefSeq, a predicted model, not a curated record
UUCAUAGACAGCGGAGAGUAUGCGGAAAGUGCAAGAAUAAACAACCGGGCUCCCUUUAAAGAGAGCACACAGCUCGGUGGUUGUGUUACAGGUUCGUUUCCAUCCUCCAACAUGGCGUGGACAAAAUAUCAGUUGUUCUUGGCGGGGCUGAUGCUCACAACUGGCUCCAUCAACACCUUAUCCGCAAAAUGGGCUGACAUGUUCUCAGCAAAGGGUUGCCAUGGUAACCCUGAACACGCCUUUUCCCAUCCAUUUGUACAGGCUGUGGGAAUGUUUCUGGGCGAGUUCAGCUGUCUCGCCGUCUUCUACAUCUUGCUGUGCCAUGACAGACGCAGCCCAGAGCCAAGAAUGAACAUCGGCCAGAGCUUCAACCCUCUACUCUUCUUCCCUCCUGCAAUGUGUGACAUGACAGCCACGUCCAUCAUGUAUGUUGCUCUCAACAUGACGAGCGCCUCCAGUUUCCAGAUGCUUCGCGGCGCCGUCAUCAUCUUCACCGGUCUCCUGUCUGUAGCUUUUCUGGGUCGUCGGCUCGCACCCAGUCAGUGGCUCGGCAUCUUCGUCACCAUCCUCGGCCUGGUGGUAGUGGGACUCGCCGACUUUGUUAGUGGCCACAGAGAUGACUCCCACAAGCUCAAUGAUGUCAUCACAGGUGAUCUCCUGAUCAUCAUGGCUCAGAUCAUCGUUUCGGUGCAGAUGGUGCUGGAGGAAAAGUUUGUCUACAAGCAUGAUGUGCAUCCUCUUCGAGCCGUUGGAACUGAAGGUUUGUUUGGUUUUGUCGUCCUUUCCCUGCUGCUCAUCCCCAUGUACUUCAUCCACGUCGGGAACUUCAGCGACAAUCCUCGGCAGGUCCUGGAGGACGCGCUGGACGCCUUCUGUCAGAUUGGAUACAAGCCCCUCAUCCUUUUGGCUCUCCUGGGCAACACGGUCAGCAUCGCCUUCUUCAACUUCGCCGGGAUCAGCGUCACCAAGGAGAUCAGCGCCACCACCCGGAUGGUGUUGGACAGCCUGCGUACGCUGGUCAUCUGGGUGGUGAGCCUGGCGCUGGGCUGGGAGCAGUUUCACGGCCUGCAGGUUCUGGGAUUUGUGGUCCUGCUGACAGGCACGGCGCUCUACAACGGACUGCACCGCCCCCUGCUGGCCAGGAUACCGUGGUGCGCCGCCAGGAUGAACCUGGACGAUGAAGGCAGCGAUGCGGAAAGAGAGAGACUGCUGAAUGAUGGAAGGGUGCUGGCCAGUGAAGACACAUAAACUGAGCUGAAACACUCGGCAAAACAGUUCCACAGAAACUGCAGCUCUUAUAAAUGCUGUCAGACGUUUUUUACGCAUUUUCUGUUCAUGCCUCAGGUUUUUACUGAUCUCAUAAAAUGCUGUAGUAUGAAACUAAUUUUUAAAGUAAUACUUUAACAUUUUGGGGGGGGGGGAACUUUCUUUUCUUGCAGAGAACUUUAAAAGUUUACUGACAACACUUUCUUAAAGGCGAAUCAAUUUGACUUCAUACAUUUAUUCAGGAAGAAAAAAAAAACAAAGUCACUGCUGGCACACUCAUCGGUCCUCCCGCUGUGAAUAAUUUGUACAAUCCCCUUUUAUCUGUAGAAUAGCACUUACUCUUCUUCUAUAACAUGUACACACUUAUAACAGGUUUUCUACAGGAUUUAGGUUUGAGAGGGGAAAAAAGGUUAAUUUUGUGUCUGUUGAACCCUUUCUGUGUUGUCUGGGUUAAUAUGCUGCUGAGAGACUCAUUGACUAUCUUUAAUCUUUUAAUCUGAGUUUUAUUUAAAUUGUCUUGGUAUUUCGAAGAGUUAAUAUUGGGAUGCUCUCUGAGAUUACAUGGGCAAAAUCUCGGCUAAAUAAGUGCUAAAUAAACCACUUAUUUAGCAGUGCUAAAUAAAACCCACAGCUUUAUUUAGCUGUGAGCUAAAUAACAGCCAAAGCACUGCUUUUCCAAUGCAGUGCUUUUCCAAAUUAUUAUUCUUUAUUUUAAAUUAAAGCCAGUUUACUGGCAUCACUCCUAAAUAACUGCUCAGCAUGUAGAUAAAGUUUUUUGCUUGUUACAGAGUCUUGGGAGCCCCAUGAUACAAGUGGAAGUUAUACCAGAUAAAAGUGCUUAGAAAUCCUGAUUCGCAUAAAAAUGUAAAGACAGAGAAAUUUAAAUUGACUUUAACUGGAUUUUAAAAGCGUCUUGUUCUUUUGGUGAGAAGUUAGGAAGAUUUACAGACAUUGAUUUGGGUAUUGUGUUUCUUAUACUACCAGUUUCUUUGUUGCAUUUAUUUUUCUUUGUAACUGGAAGAAGGCUUCCAGGUUUGAGGUCAAACCUCAAGCAUUAAUUAAUGUCAACAUUAAUUAAUGUCAAUGUUGACAUUAAUUAUUCUGCAAUGUGAAUAAUUUGUUCUUGUCCCAAAAUGUCAGACAAUUACAAGCUAGAAAUGGAAGACGUGGAAAGGCUUGAACAUCACAACGUUUUAAAGGGAGUGUUUCUGUGUAAGAGGAACUUUUAGUUUCUUAGACAUUCUUAAAGAAGCCAAAAAAAUGUUUUGUGUAGUUUUUUCUAAUUAUUUUUGCUCUUUCAUUUUUAGAAAAGAAGCUCGGGAAUUUAGUUUGUUGGUAUUUGGAGCAAAAAUCCUAGAGUGCACUUUUGUGGAAUAAAAAACCUGCCCACAUGACUUCUUUUUCUGUAUUUUUAAAUUUUGUUUCAAGUCAGACAGUCAUCUCAUCAUGUGUCAAGUCUGAAAUAAGUAAAUUUCAUUUGUUGUGCCAAGUUUUCUGCUUGUAUAUGGGCAGUCAUUAUGUUUCCUUGUAGACAGCACUACAGGUAUUUCAGAAAAAAGUAUUGCCAAUUUUUUAAAAUCCCAGUUGGGAUGAUUCCUAAAAUUAACAACGUGGAUAUGAUUGAAAACUCUGACAUGUUUUAUUUUUCAGAGCUUCAAGAGUGUCCUGUUAUUGACUGUACAAUGAAGAAUAAAAAAAGGGAACUUUUAUGUGCAUGUGUUAAAGUUGAAGAUUUUAUAGAAUAAAACAUGCACAAAAAUCCCACACUUACAUUUCACAAGUAAAGAUUUAGGGCCUUUAAGUUUUUAGAUAAUUUUAAAUUGAAUGCAUCAUCAAUUUAGCUAUAAAGUAAGACUUUUGAAUAUGCUGAAUAAUAAUAAACAUGUAUCUUAAAAAGACA